Molecule: messenger RNA, 506 nt
Organism: Pelobates fuscus (common spadefoot toad)
Lineage: Eukaryota; Metazoa; Chordata; Amphibia; Anura; Pelobatidae
Gene: TZMP1
Product: small integral membrane protein 27
Exons: 2
Coding region: 55-207 (50 amino acids)
Source: RefSeq, a predicted model, not a curated record
GAGACAGCUUUCCUCGGAUUCCAGUUCUGUGAGAGCAGCCAGGGUCCGCAUAGAAUGAUUGUGCUCAGCAAGAGAGCAGUGCAAUGGGUUUACUCUCUGAUACUUUUUUGUAUUGUGCUAAUUUCCUGGGGUUACGUCCUCUAUGCAACAAGACUUGCAGCAUUAUGGCAGUUGCAGAAGAAAUAUCCAGAUCAAAUCACUGUGUGAAAAUAUUGAAAAACCAGGCAGAUUCUGCUUAAAUCAAAGUUUUGCACUUCAUCAGCCUAUGGCUGAAAACCUAUAUACUGCAGGAUAUAAUAUACUUCUUAUCCUACGUCCAAGAAGAAAUGGUACUUGCAGGACAUCAUCACAGUGUCACUUUGUUAAAGUGGACAUUUUAUUCUUUCAAAAACUGUUUAAGUAUGGUCUGACAUUAUCAAUGUAUUAAAAAAAUUACAUGAAACCUCAAACAUGUCAAGGUGAGGUUAGAGAAGAAAAUAAAAUGCUGUUUUAGAAAUGUGUUAACA